AUGACAACAAUCCAUAAAAAGGGAAGUAAGUUGGUUUGUGACAACUUUCGAGGUAAUGCCGUACUCGGCACCAUCUCGAGAGUAUACGGUAGAUUACUUUCGGAGAGGAUUGAAGCGGAGUUCUAUGAUAUGGAAGCCGAGGAACAAGCAGGCUUUAGAGCGGGUAGGUCAACCAUUGAUCAUCUAUUCGCCCUAACGCAUGUAAUAGAAAAAAAGAGGGCGAUGAACCAGGAGGAACACCUUCUUUACGUAGACCUCAAAAAAGCGUAUGAUAGUGUACCUGAGCAAAAACUUUGGGAAUCUUUGGAAGAAACCAAUAUCAGUAUAACCCUCAUUAAGGCCAUCCAAGAAACAUAUAAAAACAACAGUUGUCGAAUAAAAAGAGGUCAAAGAGUGUAG
This is a messenger RNA of Coccinella septempunctata (seven-spotted ladybird), 399 nucleotides long. RefSeq lists its product as uncharacterized. The record is from RefSeq and is a predicted model, not a curated record. Lineage: Eukaryota; Metazoa; Arthropoda; Insecta; Coleoptera; Coccinellidae. The coding region runs from base 1 to 399 and encodes 132 amino acids. The transcript has a single exon.